Messenger RNA from Agelaius phoeniceus (red-winged blackbird), 4512 nucleotides. Its product is annotated as SNF2 related chromatin remodeling ATPase 1. The record is from RefSeq and is a predicted model, not a curated record. Gene Ontology annotation, molecular function: ATP hydrolysis activity; DNA binding; ATP binding. NCBI's taxonomy places the organism in Eukaryota, Metazoa, Chordata, Aves, Passeriformes, Icteridae. Gene Ontology annotation, biological process: nucleosome organization. Gene Ontology annotation, cellular component: chromatin; nucleus.
GCCCCCGCCCCCCCGGUGCCCGCCGAGCUCAACAUGGAGCCGGGCCCGGGCGAGGAGCCCCGCGCCUCCACGUCCUCCGCCACGGCCGCCGCGCCGGAGCCCGGCCCCGAGGAGAAAAAUGAUCCCCCAUUCCAACUCAAACUUCCUCCAAAGGCAGCUAGACCUGAAAAAGAAGUUGACCCAGAAUAUGAAGAGAAGAUGAAAGCAGAUCGAGCAAAAAGGUUUGAAUUCCUCCUGAAGCAGACAGAACUUUUUGCACAUUUCAUUCAACCUGCAGCACAAAAAUCACCAACGUCUCCACUGAAAGUCAAGCUGGGUCGGCCACGGAUGAAGAAAGAUGAAAAACAGAGUUUGAUUUCAGCUGGGGAGUACCGCCACAGGCGCACGGAGCAGGAGGAGGAUGAGGAGCUCUUGUCCGAGAGCCGGAAAAGCUCCAACGUGUGCAUUCGGUUUGAGGAGUCCCCUUCAUAUGUGAAAGGAGGAACACUAAGAGAUUAUCAGGUUAGAGGUUUGAACUGGAUGAUCUCAUUGUAUGAAAAUGGAGUUAAUGGCAUUCUGGCAGACGAAAUGGGGCUUGGUAAGACUCUACAGACAAUAGCUUUAUUAGGCUAUCUGAAGCAUUACAGAAACAUUCCUGGGCCACACAUGGUUCUAGUUCCAAAAUCAACUUUGCAUAACUGGAUGAAUGAAUUCAAGCGCUGGGUUCCAUCCUUACGUGCUGUUUGCCUUAUUGGAGAUAAAGAUGCCAGAGCUGCAUUUAUCCGUGAUGUUAUGAUGCCUGGUGAAUGGGAUGUUUGUGUUACAUCAUAUGAAAUGGUAAUUAAAGAGAAAUCAGUCUUCAAGAAAUUUAACUGGAGGUACCUGGUAAUUGAUGAAGCCCACAGAAUAAAGAAUGAGAAGUCUAAGUUGUCAGAGAUUGUGCGUGAGUUCAAGACAACAAAUCGAUUGCUGCUUACAGGAACUCCUUUACAGAAUAACCUCCAUGAGCUGUGGGCAUUACUCAAUUUCCUUUUACCUGAUGUCUUCAAUUCUGCAGAUGAUUUUGACUCAUGGUUUGACACUAAAAAUUGCCUUGGUGAUCAGAAACUUGUAGAAAGACUUCAUGCUGUUUUGAAGCCAUUUCUCUUACGUCGCAUAAAAGGUGAAGUAGAAAAGAGUUUGCCUCCAAAGAAAGAAGUGAAAAUUUAUCUUGGGCUCAGCAAAAUGCAGAGAGAAUGGUACACCAGGAUCCUGAUGAAAGACAUUGAUAUCCUGAAUUCAGCUGGCAAGAUGGAUAAGAUGCGCCUGCUGAAUAUUCUGAUGCAGCUGCGGAAGUGCUGUAACCAUCCUUACCUGUUUGAUGGUGCUGAGCCUGGCCCUCCUUACACCACUGACACUCAUCUCAUCACCAACAGUGGGAAAAUGUUAGUUCUGGAUAAGCUGCUGGCAAAACUCAGAGAGCAGGGUUCCAGAGUUCUGCUGUUCAGUCAGAUGACUCGUUUGCUGGAUAUUUUGGAAGACUAUUGCAUGUGGCGUGGUUAUGAGUACUGCAGGCUUGAUGGGCAGACACCACAUGAGGAAAGAGAGGAAGCAAUUGACACAUUUAAUGCUCCUAACAGCAGUAAAUUCAUUUUCAUGCUGAGUACCAGAGCUGGAGGUCUUGGAAUUAAUUUGGCAACUGCUGAUGUGGUUAUUCUUUAUGAUUCAGAUUGGAACCCUCAAGUAGAUCUGCAAGCCAUGGAUCGUGCGCAUCGUAUUGGUCAAAAGAAACCAGUACGGGUGUUCCGACUUAUCACUGAUAAUACUGUUGAAGAGAGGAUUGUAGAAAGAGCUGAAAUAAAACUGAGACUGGACUCUAUAGUUAUACAACAAGGAAGGCUCAUAGACCAGCAGUCCAACAAACUGGCAAAAGAUGAAAUGCUGCAGAUGAUCCGGCACGGAGCCACGCACGUGUUUGCUUCCAAAGACAGCGAGCUGACAGAAGAAGAUAUAACCACUAUCUUGGAAAGAGGUGAAAAGAAGACAGCUGAAAUGAAUGAACGAUUGCAGAAAAUGGGAGAGAGCUCCUUGCGAAAUUUCACUAUGGACACAGAGAUGAGCUUGUACAACUUUGAAGGUGAAGAUUACAGAGAAAAACAGAAGCUGAGCAUGAUGGAAUGGAUUGAGCCUCCAAAAAGAGAACGCAAAGCCAAUUAUGCAGUGGAUGCUUAUUUCAGAGAGGCCCUACGUGUCAGUGAACCAAAAGUCCCCAAGGCUCCACGACCUCCAAAACAACCAAAUAUUCAAGAUUUUCAGUUUUUCCCACCACGGUUAUUUGAACUUCUGGAAAAAGAAAUUCUGUAUUACCGUAAAACUAUAGGAUAUAAGGUCCCCAGGAAUCCUGACCUUCCAAAUGCAGCUCAGGUACAAAAGGAGGAACAAAAGAAGAUAGAUGAGUCUAUGCCUCUGAAUACUGAGGAAAGUGAAGAGAAAGAAAAGCUUCUAACACAGGGUUUUACAAACUGGAAUAAAAGAGAUUUUAACCAGUUUAUUAAAGCUAAUGAGAAAUAUGGUCGUGAUGAUAUAGACAAUAUUGCCCGUGAGGUGGAAGGAAAGUCACCUGAGGAGGUCAUUGAGUACUCAGCUGUUUUCUGGGAACGUUGUAAUGAACUACAGGACAUUGAGAGGAUUAUGGCUCAGAUUGAACGAGGAGAGGCCAGAAUUCAACGCAGGAUCAGCAUCAAGAAAGCCCUUGAUGCCAAAAUUGCAAGGUACAAAGCACCUUUUCAUCAGCUGCGUAUUCAGUAUGGAACAAACAAAGGGAAGAAUUACACAGAAGAAGAAGACAGGUUUUUGAUCUGCAUGUUACACAAGAUGGGCUUCGACAAGGAGAACGUGUACGAGGAGCUGCGGCAGUGCGUGCGCAACGCUCCUCAGUUCAGGUUCGACUGGUUCAUCAAAUCCAGAACUGCCAUGGAGUUUCAGAGACGCUGCAAUACUCUCAUAUCAUUAAUAGAAAAAGAAAAUAUGGAAAUUGAGGAAAAAGAAAGAGCUGAAAAGAAGAAAAGAGGAGCAAAAGUUACAGCGUCACAGAAGAGAAAAGCAGAUUUGGCUGCUGAGAACUCUGGAAAAAAAGAUGCUAAGAAAGUGAAGUCGUGAACCUGAAAACUGAAUGCUAAAUAUGAAACUGCCACUUUCUUCACUCCAUCUAUGUGUAUUAAUUGCCAACUUCUUUGUAUUCAUGGUACUCUUCCCCAAGUCCCAUGCUUUAAUUUUGCAAAUUUUGUAUCCUUUACGACGCCUUUCUUUACCUAAAAUGUGUAGCUUUAUAUCUUACGCAUUCCAGUAUUUUUGUGUACUGUAUUUUGUGAGUUCCAUGUCUUUGGCAAAAUUCACUCAGUCCUUGGUUUUUUGAAGCUUGUGCUGAGGUUUUAGCUUUUAUAUGUUUUAUAUGCUGCUGCUUUGAAAAAAACCCUAGAUUCUAUAGCUGUAUUAUUGUUGUUUCAUAUUUUAAAUUUAUAUGGCUGUUGGAAAAUAAACUGACUUAAUUAUUUGAAGAGAAAUAUACUUCACCUUUGUUUUCCCUGUCCUCUCUCCCUUUUUUGCAUAGCUGCAUUUAGAGAGAAUGUUAAGGUUUGUAUAAUUGUGCCUUCAUCAUCAAUCAGAUUUUUUUCAGAGGAGUACUAGACAGGAUCAGGAGCAUGACAGAACAAAAUCUAAUUAGACUGACAUCCUUGUUUGCUCUCUGCAUUAAAUGGACAUUUUCUCUGAAAUGUUCAGAAGGAAACCCAGCAAAUACACACUUUUUGUUUUGCUUUAUCAGUGAUUUCUGCUGGGCUACAUGCUUAAACACAGGGUGAGGUGUUUCUCACAAUGGCCUCUAGAUGAAAACUUUUCUAUGCCUGAUAAAAGGAAGUAGUCAGCUCACAGCUUCUGGUUGUUUAAGUAGCAAACAAAAUAGUUCACUCUCUGGUUGGUAGGCUCCUCAGCUCUGCUGCCCUGUGCUGAAAGAUCUUCGUUGCUCUAAUUAUCUCUGCGAAAGUUCUUCUUUUACCUUUUAUUCAACAUGUCAGUCAGAAGCAAUGGGGAUAUGUUAUGGAGUGCUCCUUUUUAGUAUUUCUAUUUUAAUGAAGGGAUGAAAGUGUUGGAUGUAUGAUUUUUUGACUUUGCAAGAAUGGCCUUUAUUAAGCAGGUUCACAGUUCCUGCUCACUUUGGAGUCUGCCUUUCCCAGAUCAGUAGAACAGUGGCUGUGACAUCUGAUGUUUUACUUUAAUGUUCUGUCUCUGAUCUGGUGUUUAGUACAGACCUUGCUACAGUGAGACAUGCCCUCAUAAUGUCAGGUCUAGAUUAAUGCAGUGUGCUUUACAUGGUACUUCCCUUGAAGACUACUUGUAAACUUCUUCUAGUGCAGUUUGCUUCCUUCAGUGGUUUGAGGUGUUUUUAGAUAAAGAAACCUCUUUACUCUUUGUAUUUUGUGCUUUGCAUUGGCUACCUUCUUCUGUGUUUGUAAAACGUAGGACUUUAUAAAAUAAAGUUCUCGAGCUCUGCCCACA